AUGAGCAGUGUGGUGGACGUGUGGUGUAACCCACCUACGGCAGAAGUAUGGAGGCGGCUGCCCGAGGUGGCCCGCCUGUUCGUCAAGUCUGGGUCCCCGUUGCUCGCCUCUCCCCCCACCAACGCAUCGAAGCCGCAGGAGGCUGAGGCCCUGACCAUGAGCCCGAAGCAGCUGGUGGCGCUCAUGGACCAAGAAGGCAUCGACCGCAUCAUGCUGUGCGCUUGGUGCAGGCCCGGCCAGUGGAUCUUCACCAACGAGCAAGUUCUGGAGUACACGCGGGCCUACCCUGAUCGGUUUGUGGGCAUUGCGACGGUGGACCUCGACAAGCCCGUGGAGGCCGUCGAGAUGCUCGAGAAGGCCGUGUGUGAGUACGGCUUCAAGGGUCUUAAAGUGUUGGGCUGGCUGUGGAAGCUUCCGCCCAAUGACAAGCUCUACUACCCUCUCUACGUGAAGUGCACCCAGUUGGGCAUUCCGUUCUGUCCUCAGGUUGGCCACACAGGACCCCUGAUGCCGUCCGAGCCGGGCCGGCCGGUCCCUUACUUGGAGGAGGUGGCGCUGACCUUCCCUGACCUCAAGAUCGUGGGCGGACACAUCGGCCAUCCGUGGACCGAGGAGAUGAUCAACCUCGCGUGGAAGUUUGACAACGUGUACAUCGACACCUCGGCCUACUUGCCGCGCUACUACCCGAAGCCGUUGGUCCAUUUCAUGACCACGCACGGGCGAGACAAGGUCCUGUUCGGCACCAACUUCCCGCAGCUCAGCUGGAAGCGCUGUGUGGAGAGCGUGCAGCGCGACCUGCGUCUCGCGCCCGAGAUCUACGAGCGCUUCAUGUGGAAGAACGCCUGUAAUGUGUUCGGCCUCGACGAACGACAACCAGCACCGUCGCUCUCGAUCGAGCACCACAACGCCAAGCUGUAA
Molecule: messenger RNA, 918 nt
Organism: Acanthamoeba castellanii str. Neff
Lineage: Eukaryota; Discosea; Longamoebia; Acanthamoebidae
Product: Amidohydrolase 2, putative
Exons: 6
Coding region: 1-918 (305 amino acids)
Biological process (GO): secondary metabolic process
Cellular component (GO): cytoplasm
Molecular function (GO): carboxy-lyase activity; hydrolase activity
Source: RefSeq, a predicted model, not a curated record